GUGAGUCAAUAGAUCAGCAGAGUGUGUUUGUAUUUUGCUAAAAAACCAAAAUAUUGUCUUUUCAUGUAUGAAUAAACGCAAGUUUAAUACUCUUUAAUAAUUAAAUUUCCAAAUAAAAACAUUCCCGAAACUAGAAAGUGGAAUUCAAUAAGAAGGGCGAUGACAAAAAUUCAAUCGAGAAACGGCUUGUGACGUCAAUUUGAGCGGGUACCAUGGGGAACAUUUGCCGCUGCUGUGGUGCCCCGCCUGACCACAAAUACAAACCAGGUCCAACAGCUUUUAAACCACCAACAGUAACAGAAGUGCGGCACCCACACAUAACGCCCACAGUUAUUGUGAAACCUCUAAAGCAACAGCCCCAAACCCCAAUCACCCCCACAAAACCGAAAAUCGUGGUGGCCGUUUACAGCUAUGAAGCCAGAGAUUCCCAAGACUUGUCCUUCAGCAAGGGCGACCGCAUGGAAGUCCAGGACGAGUCCGACCGCGAUUGGUUGUUUGUCGAACAUCUGAUUUCCGGUCGUAAAGGUUACAUUCCUGGUAAUUUCGUGGCGACCGAGCUCAGUGUGGAAAGUGAAGAUUGGUUUUUCGAGAAUAUUUCUCGUAAAGAGGCUGAAAAGUUGCUGCUGGGCGAUGAGCAGCAACCCAGAGGUACGUUUCUGAUCCGCCCUUCUGAGCACAAUCCAGACGGUUACUCGUUGUCGGUGAAAGACUGGGAAGUGCACCGAGGAUAUCACGUCAAACAUUACAAAGUCAAACCUUUGGAUAAUGGAGGGUUUUAUAUUUCCACUAAUAAGACUUAUGAUUCUUUGCCCGAGUUGGUUUUGGCUUACAGCAAAAAUGCUUAUGGUUUGUGCCAUGUCUUGUCUAAACCAUGUAGAAAACCGGAACCCACCAUGUGGGAUCUGGCGCCUACCUACAGGGAUAAAUGGGAGAUUCCCAGAGAUGAAAUUCAAUUGAUCAGAGGGUUGGGUCGUGGUAAUUUUGGAGAAGUUUGGUACGGAAAAUGGAAGAACCAGUUCGAGGUGGCAGUAAAAACGCUCAGAGAAGGUACCAUGUCCACGCAGGCCUUCCUCCAAGAAGCUGCCAUUAUGAAAAAAUUCCGGCACAAAAGAUUGGUGGCUCUUUAUGGAGUUUGUAGCGAACAAGAACCCAUCUACAUAGUCCAAGAGUACAUGUCCAAAGGUAGCUUAUUAGAUUUCCUACGUAAAGACGAAGGCAAACUGCUAGAAUUCGAAGACUUGAUCUACAUAGCUUUCCAAGUGGCUUCGGGCAUGGAAUACCUGGAGUCCAAACAAUUAAUCCACAGAGAUUUGGCGGCCAGAAACGUCCUGAUCGGCGAAAACAAUAUCGCCAAAAUAUGCGAUUUCGGUUUGGCCAGAGUCAUCGAAGAUAACGAGUAUUGUCCGAAAAAGGGCGGUCAUUUUCCUGUCAAGUGGACCGCGCCCGAGGCGAUAGUUUACGGUAAAUUUUCCAUAAAGUCCGACGUUUGGUCUUAUGGAAUAUUGCUUAUGGAAUUGUUUACGUACGGACAAGUCCCCUAUCCGGGGAAUGCACGGUAGAGAAGUGAUAGAGCUGGUAGAGCAAGGCUAUAGGAUGCCAAAACCUUCGUCGCAUAAUUUGCCAGACGAAAUCUAUCAGAUAAUGUUGAAAACUUGGGACACCAUUCCUGAGACUAGACCGACAUUUGAAUUUCUCACUCACUAUUUUGAACGUUUUAAUGUUACUAGUGAGGUACCUUACAGGGAGGUACCUGAUUAAAAAAAAAAAACGCGUUUUAUUUGGGAAAACCAAAAGAUCUCAAAAUGAUAAGCUAAAUAUAUUAUUACUAUAGGGUAGAAACGAACAAUAAUAUUAUUCUAAAAAAAAACCGUUCCAGUAAGAUAAUAUUUUGGGUUUCCCGUAAAAAAAAAAGUUUUCUUUUCACUAUACUUGUGAUAUAAUUAUAUUUUUAGUUUAUAAUCAAAGUGAGCUAGUCCGUCAUUGUGAAGAUAAGACUUUGAAGCACUUUUUAAGGUCUAAAAUGGUUAAGUUCACCCCUCAAAAACACACAAAAAAAAUAAUAAUAUUUUUCUACAUUAGGUAGUAGAAAAUAUUAUUCUAGUUUUUCAACAAAUAAUAAUGUAUGAAACUUUUCCCAUGUGAUUUACUCAAAGAAAAUCUUAGACUGCUUAAUAAAAAUGAAAUUUUCAUACUCUCUUACUUUGUGGACGUUUUAUACAAAAAAAUCUUUGUAGGCUUAGACAAAAUAUUGUUAGAGAACGUUUGAAAGACUUUUUGAAAACAGGGACUUUUCUAUAUUAUGAUAUGAAUGUAGUAUUGAUCAUUGAACACCCUGUAUUUUUUCUAAAUCAUGUUUCUUUGUGCAAUUUCUUUUAUUGUUUUUGUUCCUGAUCCUUUUUACUAUUAUUAUUAUAUGUAUAAUAUUUUAUCGAGUUAAUUCCUUGUAUAAAUGUGUUUUAUUACGUGCGUGAGUGUGUUUUUUUUUUCUUGUUAAAUUUUUUUUUUUAGUGAUUGUAACGAGUUUUUAGUUUUUAGGACGUACUUAGACUUAGUUGUAUAACGAUAUUUUUAUAGACAUCUUUGGGACGGUAUACGAGAAAACCGAUGCCAUAUUUUUGUGUGUGCGUGGCCGUCCUGUAAUAUGUAUUCCAAAACCAAUUUUUUUUGUACUUAAAUCGCCAUUAAUUACCAUAAUAACUGUAUUGUUUGUUUGUGAACAAUUUUUUUUUAUAUAAUCCCCCCCUUUUGAAUUUGUAUAUAUAAAAAGAUAAAUAAAUAUGUGCUACUCCUUCACAGAAU
Molecule: messenger RNA, 2799 nt
Organism: Ceutorhynchus assimilis (cabbage seed weevil)
Lineage: Eukaryota; Metazoa; Arthropoda; Insecta; Coleoptera; Curculionidae
Source: the annotation of a GenBank genome assembly